Molecule: messenger RNA, 2068 nt
Organism: Brassica oleracea var. oleracea
Lineage: Eukaryota; Viridiplantae; Streptophyta; Magnoliopsida; Brassicales; Brassicaceae
Product: patatin-like protein 7
Exons: 2
Coding region: 430-1887 (485 amino acids)
Biological process (GO): lipid metabolic process
Source: RefSeq, a predicted model, not a curated record
UUAAUUAAUCCGCGUUUUGUCUGCCUUCCUUUCUCUUCAAUCUUGGUUUGGUGGGAGGUGUUUUAAGUAAGCGUGCGAUACAAAAACACAGACAUACUCUGUAACUCUUUGUGUUCUUGCUCUUUUCUUCUUCUUCUUCUUCUUCGUUAUCAUCAUCUCUCUGCAGAAAAGUAAAAGAUUCAACCUUUUAAAGCUGAUUCAGAUAUUUUCUUUUUUAUUUUUUCUCCGCAAAAAGACGAGCUCGUGUUGAAUAUUUGAAGAUUCCGCGCUAAAGAAGAGAAAGACUAAACCUUUACUUGGUUUGACCAAACAGGACUCAUUUGGUCUGAAUCAAUUGUGUUCAUUUGGUAGACAGAAAGAACUAGGUGUUAUUUGUUUUGUUGUUGUCUUAAUCGAGUCAAGGACUGGAUUUGAUUUCUCUCAGUCAUCAUGCAAAGAGUACGCAAUAAACCCAGCGGAGGAGCCACGACGACUUCCGUUAAGCAUUUAAUAAAACAGAGAGGCGGAGGAAGUGGCGGCGGAGAUACGGCAGCUGAAGAUAACAGCCUCUUGACGGAUUCGCAAGAACCGAGCAUCGAUACGGAUAAACUCAGCUACGAGAUUUUCUCCAUCCUCGAGAGCAAGUUUCUUUCCGGAUCAUUCGAACCCGAACAGGUUAACCCGGCGGCGGUUACUGGGCCGGCUAAGAACCAGAGAGGGAAAGUAUGUAUCUUGAGCAUCGAUGGAGGAGGCAUGAGAGGGAUUCUACCCGGAAAGGCUUUGGCUUAUCUAGAACACGCUUUGAAAUCCAAGUCGGGCGACCCGAAUGCCCGUAUCGCCGAUUACUUCGACGUCGCCGCCGGGUCGGGCAUAGGCGGUGUUUACACGGCGAUGUUAUUCGGGUCGAGAGAGGGUAACCGUCCGAUAUUUAAGGCAGAGGACACGUGGCAGUUCCUAACGAAAAACGCAAAGGGUCUUUACGGGUCAUCAUCUUCUUCUUCGCUCGUGAAACGGGUCAUGAGAACCGGGUCGUUGGGUAGUUCCGGGACGGGUAAGUUAAAGAGAGUGAUGAAAGAGUCUUUCUCGGAGCUAACGUUAAAGGACACGCUCAAACCUGUGCUCAUACCUUGCUACGACCUUAAAAGCUCGGCUCCGUUUCUGUUCUCACGCGCCGACGCGCUUGAGACUGACGGCUACGAUUUUCGGCUCUGGGAGGUUUGUAGAGCCACAUGGGCCGAGCCAGGGGUGUUUGAGCCGGUGGAGAUGAAGUCGGUUGAUGGAACGACUAAGUGUGUGGCGAUCGGUGGAGGACUAGCUAUGAGUAAUCCAACGGCGGCUGCGAUUACGCACGUGUUGCACAAUAAGCAGGAGUUUCCGUUCGUGCGUGGAGUUGAGGAUCUGCUUGUGUUAUCUCUUGGUAUGGGUCAGUUGCUUGAUGUAGGCUAUGAGUAUGAUCGGAUUAUCAAGUGGACAGCUAAGCAUUGGGCUCGACCUGCAGCCCUUAUUUCGAAUGAUGGUGCUGCCGACACGGUGGACCAAGCUGUGGCCAUGGCUUUUGGUCACUGCCGCAGUUGCAACUACGUUCGGAUUCAGGUGAAUGGGUCGAGCUUAGGACCCUGCAAGCCAAACAUAGACACUGACCCGAGUGGGAGCAAUGUAAACAUGCUGGUUGGAGUAGCUGAGGAGAUGUUAAAGCAAAAGAAUGUAGAGUCGGUUUUGUUUGGAGGUAAAAGAAUCAAUGAACAAAGCAAUUUCGAGAAGCUUGACUGGUUAGCGGGGGAACUAGUUCUGGAGCAUCAAAGGAGAAAUUGCAGGAUUGCUCCAACCGUAGCGUUCAAGCAAUCGGUUCAUAGGGCAGAGCAGAAGACAAGGGGCAAGGAUAUUGGUGUGACCGGAAGAGAACGAUGAACAAGAAAAGGUUGUUGUUCUCUUUUGGUUUAUUUAAAUAUUUUAGGAAAUGGUUUUUAUUUCGUUCUCAGGUUAUGAUUUGUUGUAUAGAUUUGAGUUUUGUGUUUGAGUUAUGAGACAUUAGGAGAAAAGGAGAAACAUCUUGUCAUAUUGCUAAAAGGACUCCCGCUCCUUGAUUCAU